Molecule: messenger RNA, 1645 nt
Organism: Hippocampus comes (tiger tail seahorse)
Lineage: Eukaryota; Metazoa; Chordata; Actinopteri; Syngnathiformes; Syngnathidae
Gene: smtnl1
Product: smoothelin-like 1
Exons: 5
Coding region: 133-1428 (431 amino acids)
Molecular function (GO): protein binding
Source: RefSeq, a predicted model, not a curated record
AAGAAGCAAAGGCAUCCUCGGGAAAGCGAAGGAAGAGGGUGUCGGGUGAAUGGAGCAGAGAGACAACGGAGAGCGCAGAGCUGCAUUGAACAGGCUUGUUGAGAAAUCUCAACUAAUUUAACUUCUGCUGCAAUGGAUGGAGACGCAGUGAACCAGGAGACACUUGAGUUUUCAGAGGGGGCAAGUCAGACUGACUCAAGCGACAAGCAGCAGAGAGAUGAACCAGAGCUUGUGCAGAACACCGGCCCAAAAGGUGGGACUCCAGAAAAGGCCGCGGUGGAAGGUCAGGGGCUCAAAGCAGAGGUGAAGGAGGACCCCACACCACAAGUGGGGGGUGAGGAGGCUGCAGACACACCCCCACUAUGGACAGCUGCUUCAAAGUCGGUUGAAGGUGUCACUGAAGGCACAGAACAAGACGGGAAGGACACUGGGGAGAAAGAGAAGGGGGAUGAUAGGAAGGAGGUCAAAAAUAGAGAUCUCGGGGAGAAGAAGGUCAAGAGCAAAGAGAAAGUUGAAGAAAACGUAACUGAAGAUAAAAGUGUUGUUCAAAAGCCAGAAAAGGUGGAAGAGGAGAAAAAACAAGUCAAAGAAGAUCAAGCAAAAGACAAAGAAAGGCUAAAAGAGGCUGAAAAACAAGGGAAGGCCAAGAGAAACCCAAAAGCCACAGCUCAAGUUCUGUCCCGUCCGAGACCCUCAGCUCGCUCUGGCCGAGCAUCCAAAAAGAGUGACAUCAUCGCUAAGUUCCAACAGGGCGCACCUGAGACACCAAUACCACGCAACUUCAAAAUUCAGAAGUCAUCCACAGCUUCAGCUACAGGGUCUUCCAUCAAACAGAGAAUUUUGCAGUGGUGCCGCAGCAAAACCCAACACUAUCAGGGCGUAAACAUAGAGAACUUCUCCUCAUCUUGGUGUGACGGGAUGGCUUUCUGUGCGUUGAUCCACCGCUACUUCCCCGACGCUUUCGACUAUAAUGCUUUGAAACCCACUGAAAGGAAAAAGAACUUCACUCUGGCCUUCCAGACUGCAGAGUCGCUGGCCGACUGCUGGCCACUGCUGGAAGUGUCUGACAUGCUCAUGAUGGGCAACAACCCGGACCCUAUGUGUGUGUUCACCUACGUCCAGUCCCUGUGUCACAGCCUCUCCAAACUGGAGAAAGAGAAGAAGGACAAAGAUGAAAAAGAGAAAGAGGAGAAAGAGACGGAGGAGAGAGUCAAAUUAGAUGAAGAGAAGGAUGAGAAGGGAGAGGAUGCUUCCAAACAGAUGUCAGUGGACAAGGAUGAAGCCGAUCAUGCUGAGAAUGGGACACUGAUGAGUGGCCAGGAGGAGGAAGGCGGAGAUAGCUCAGAAACAAGUAGAAAGGAAGAAAAAGCACCAAAGAGUUGUGAGACGGAGGGAGAUGGAGGAGUGUUUGUGGAGACAGAGUCCUAGGAAAGAAAUGACCCCCUCAAAUAUUUUUUGCUCAAGGGUAUUGAAAAACGUCUUAGUUCGUUGUCGGUUGACACUCUCACUUAUAUAAGCUAUCUCAUGGUUAUUUUUGUAAAAGCUGAUGUUUUGUUCCUAUGCAAAUGAAGAAGACAUCUGCCUUUAAAUUCUAAUGAUUGUGUAUUCUAAGAAAAUAAAUGAAACUAUCAAUCGUUUUUCAUGA